AUGUUGGAACAUAAAGUUUUGAUCUUCUUUCUGCCUUGUCGCUUGCAUACACUUACGCAUAUUUUACUUCACGACAUCUCGGCAUUGCAGUCUAUAAAGACCGCAAAAGAUUUAUGGCUCACCUCGCAGCGGCUACGGACGCUGUCACUGAACCAGCAGUAG
Plasmopara halstedii is the source of this 162-nucleotide messenger RNA. RefSeq lists its product as uncharacterized. The record is from RefSeq and is a predicted model, not a curated record. Lineage: Eukaryota; Oomycota; Peronosporomycetes; Peronosporales; Peronosporaceae. The transcript has 2 exons. Bases 1 to 162 code for a protein of 53 amino acids.